CCCGUGUUGAUUAUUUGUACAUAAUUUGAAAAACGAGUACCCUUUAAAUAAAAAACCGGGAUCGGAGUCCGGUCGAUAGCAAUUACCAAGUUAGCAACAGUAAUAGACAUCAGUGAUCAGUCGGAUUGGCUGUUGAAGGAACCAAAAGAAGCGCCGUCGCCCCCAAAAGGUUUAGCACCUCUUUCCGCCUCCGUCAGCCGGUGGUCUUCCGGGGACUUGCUAGUUUGGAGUUCUUAUGGCACCCUCUCAUAAACCUAGAAAGCUCAUGAAUUCUUUCUUUCCUCUCGACUGAAUAACAUUUAGGAUCCGAAUUAACGACCAAAUAUGGUUCGACCCGAGCCCUGCGUCUUGUUCUCCCAGACCUUCGUCCACCCUCAACUCGACGAGUACGUUGACGAGGUGUUGUUCGGUGAGCCAGUUGUGAUUACAGCUUGCGAGUUCCUCGAACAGAACGCACCUUCUGGCUCCCAAGUGGUGUCACUGGUUGGGGCUACUGCGCCUCCUUCAUUUGCUUUGGAGGUAUUUGUACAAUCCGAGGGGGAGAUGAGAUUUAGGCGUUUGUGCCACCCCUUCCUCUAUUCUCAUUCGUCGUCAAAUGUUUUGGAAGUGGAGGCUGUUGUAACUAACCAUCUAGUUGUAAGAGGCAGCUACUGCAGUCUGAGUUUGGUCAUAUAUGGAAACACAGCAGAGGAUCUAGGUCAGUUUAAUAUUGAGUUUGAUGAUAACUCUUUGACUAAUCUUGUCACUUCUGCCGAGGGAAAGCUAGAAGAUCUGCCUCUGGCAUUGCAUUCAAGUUCAAGAGUCAUAACAGAAUCAUUAAUCUCUCUGAAAGUAUUAUCUCUUCCUGUCGCCGCUUUGGAUUUGCGUAUGGAAGUCAAAAAGUUCUUACACCUCAUCUCCAAGAUGCUAGAGAUGCCUCUCAUUGAGGGAUCUGUGUACAAAGUUGUAAGUACCAUAGUCAAAGCUGUUUGUUCCCGAGUCACUCAUGAUUCGUAUCACAAGGUAACUGAAGGAGGUGGAUCCAAGGAGCUGGAAGAGUUUUCCCAUGUUAUUGAUGAGGCUACGAACGAGCUUAUUGGAGUCCUUCAUGGUUGUUCAGAGAAUGAUGCAGCCUAGUCAUUGACGGAUGGCAGUUUUCUUGAAUCUGAAGGUGAUAUGGCUACUUCCAAACAAUUGGUGGACAUGUUGCGCUUGUGCCUUUGUUUUGGCAAGAACUCUUCUCAUCCACAGGAGCUUUUAAAGGUGAUUAUCUUACAGAAGCACCUCUUAGCUAUUAUCAACUGUCUUCGAUUUGGAACUUUAGGAUAAGAAGAGAUCUCUUAGUCUCUUUCGCUCAAUCUCAUUAUCUACUGUCUUCCUCAUAUUGUGUGUCAGGAGUAUAUUUCUUACUCUUGUUUGCAAUAUAUCCAUAUUUUAAUU
This is a messenger RNA of Linum trigynum, 1419 nucleotides long. The record is from the annotation of a GenBank genome assembly. NCBI's taxonomy places the organism in Eukaryota, Viridiplantae, Streptophyta, Magnoliopsida, Malpighiales, Linaceae.